Messenger RNA from Anguilla anguilla (European eel), 4500 nucleotides. RefSeq names its product sphingosine-1-phosphate phosphatase 1. Bases 312 to 1811 code for a protein of 499 amino acids. Gene Ontology annotation, cellular component: endoplasmic reticulum membrane. Lineage: Eukaryota; Metazoa; Chordata; Actinopteri; Anguilliformes; Anguillidae. The transcript has 3 exons. Gene Ontology annotation, biological process: sphingosine metabolic process; phospholipid dephosphorylation. The record is from RefSeq and is a predicted model, not a curated record. Gene Ontology annotation, molecular function: sphingosine-1-phosphate phosphatase activity.
GCGCCUUUUCCGCUGCCCAAACCCUAGAGGCUGUCAGUGUCAGGAGUUGCUGAAGCCGAAGGAUAACGGAAACAAAUGCUCUAUCGUUGGCUUCGGUCUUUUAGCCCGACCUCCCCUUAUUGGCUUUUGGGCCAGAAGGUGUGGUUUUACUUGAUUUUCAUACAUUUGUGCUUUGAUUUGUUUCAUUUACCCUUGCAUGCUCUUCGAAAUUUUGUAUUAGCUAGCUAGUCAUAGGUCCCCCUGCAGUUGCCAGCAAGCGCAGUUUUCUUUCAUUUUUACAUUGUGAUUAACCGGGAGUUUAAGAAGUAACGAUGGCAAAUGACUUAAAAACAGAAUUCAUCCAGCUCUGCAAAACAUUGCAGGGUCCGCACCUUGUUGCUAAAUUUCAGCAGUUUUGCGGGGUGAGAGGCACAUUUCCUAGGAAAUCAAGUGAAACAUCAGAACGGGAGCUGGAAAGAUUUCACAACGGUGCCUGCACGAACUACUGCCCGGAUGACGGUGAAAAUGGAACGGAAGACGGUUGCAAUAGUGACGGUCCCCGCCAAAGAAAAACCACCACAGAAGGAUCUAGUCCGACUCAUGAUGACUGCAUUAACGGCUUACUGAACGGGACAGCAGCGCAGAUCUCUGGUGCCGGCGAAACAGAGGGCCAGAACGUAAACGAUUACCUCGCUAGUGCUAGAGAUGGCGGGUAUGCACAGGAGAGAUGCACGGUAGACAGUCCUGAUCAUGGGCGCGGGAUGUUAUGUGACCCAUGUAAGGAGGGCGAAAGCUUGGGGGGAAGCGCACCAAGCAUAGUAAAACCCCUGCGCAAAAACUCUCUGACAGACGACGGUGGGCAGGAGUUCAUCAUCGAGAACAAGUUUCUGUUCUACCUGUUCACCUUCGGGACCGAACUGGGCAACGAGAUGUUCUUCAUCGUUUUCUUCCCUUUCUUAAUCUGGAACGUUGACGCCUACGUGAGCCGGCAACUUAUUGUUGUCUGGGUUUGGGUCUUGUUUCUGGGCCAGUCAACAAAAGACCUCAUCCGCUGGACGAGGCCCGCCUCGCCGCCAGUGGUUAAAGUGGAGGUGUUCUACAACUCGGAGUACAGCAUGCCGUCUACGCACGCCAUGUCUGGGACCGCUAUCCCAUUCUCGCUGUUCCUAUUGACUUACGGUCGCUGGCAGUAUCCCUUCGUCUUUGGUCUAGGCCUGGCACUCUCCUGGAGUAUCCUGGUGUGUGUGAGUCGGGUCUACAUGGGCAUGCACUCUGUCCUGGAGGUCAUCGCUGGUUUCCUGUACAGCGCCCUGAUCCUAGCAGUCAUCCAGCCGGCGCUGGAACACAUCGACAGCUUCUACCUGACGUCCCGCCACGCCCCGCUGGUCAUCGUCGUCCUGCACGUGUCCCUGGGACUGCUGGCCUUUCGGCUGGACUCCUGGAGCACCUCGCGCGGCGACACGGCCCAGGCGCUGGGCACGGGGGCGGGCGCCGCCCUGGCCUCCCACCUCAACCACCUGCUGGGCCUGGCGCCCGACCCGCCCCUGUCCCAGCUGCCCUUCGCCCCGCAGCCCCUGAGCGCCGCCCUGGUGGGCCGCUCGCUGCAGCGCCUGGCGCUGGGCGUGGCCGUGCUGCUGGCCACGCGGGCCGCCAUGAAGGCCCUGACCAUCCCGCUGGUGUGCCGCGCGGUGGGCGUGGCCAGCGAAGACGUGAGGCGGGCCCGGCAGCACAUGGAGGUGGAGCUGCCCUACCGCUACAUCGUCUACGGCACCGUGGGCUUCAGCUGCGUCUUCCUGGUGCCCCUCCUCUUCAGCUACCUGGACCUGUCCUGAGCGCGCUCCCUUUGCCCUGCUGGCUCCGCCCCCUCCCCCUGAGUGAGCUUGGGGCCUGAUUGCCCCUGUGGAUAGGUGGCGGUGGAGGGGUAGGGUAUUGGAACAAAAGCAACUCGCAAAUUUAAACCUUGCUGAUCGCUUCCAUUUUUGUUUUGACUUCUGUUCUUUCUGUUAUGUUUUUAAAUAUUUGAAGUCAUAAUUUGUCCCCUAACGGUUCCUGUUGCAAUAGGUUGAGGUCUGAGGAGAUUUGGGAUGUGUUCCUUCUUUCAGGCAUUUCCAUGCUGUGUAAUGGGGCCUGGUUCCCCUAGCUUCUCAGGCGUGUGUGUGUGUGUGUGUGUGUGUGUGUUUGUGUGUAUUUGUUUGUUUGUGUGUGGUUGUGUGUGCGCACGCAUACAUGCAUCUAUGUGUGUGCUUCCUCUUGUGCCUGCAUCUGUGUGUAUGUGUGUGUGUAUGUGCGUGUGUGUCUGUGUGCAUAUGCAUGUCCAUGUGCGUGUAUGUGUUUAUGUGUGGUUGUGUGUGGUUGUGUGUGUGCGUGCAGUUUUGUUCGGACUCCCUCUCCUUUACAGUCCCAGGGCUUUCUCCCACAAACACACACCCAUCCUGUCCCAACCCCAUGGCCACAGUCACUCAUUGUUUGCAUGUUGUACAAUAGUUGGUUGAGUUCCCCCACAUCAAAUGGCCCUCCCCCAUUGAAAAAGGUCUUUGUUGUGUUUUCCUUCUUCAAGUCUACACAAAUAUUCUCACGCGAGACUUUGAAGGAACAGGGUUCUGGGGUCAUGUUUUUUUUUUCAUGAAGGUUCUUGUGUAAAGACUGAUAUCCCAAGGUUGACAGAAAAUGAUGGUGAGGACUUGGUCUUAAGCCCCGCCCUCCCCCAUGGUGUCCCACUCUAUUUGAAGCAAACACCUCCCAGCCUGCACAAACUUCCUUUGGAUUGAAAAGUUCAUGGGAAACCAUCGUACUUGGAAGUCUGGAGUAAUGCAGAGCAAAAACCUUUACCCAUAUGUGAAUUUCUGGAUCAAAGGAGAAUUUCUCUUUGGAAAAAAUUAAUAGGAGUUUCACAUAACCGUCCCUGUCACAGUCUGUGAUUUAAACUGGCGUUUAAAACGUUAUCCGCGCACAUUUCUCUCCUCAAUGCCACUGGAUCCAUUAUAUUCCAAUGCCAAAAUAAUUGUUUUGCUAGCAGCAUGCUAACACUAGUGUGAAUGUUAUUAAUGUCACAGCUAAUGGGUUUCACUAUUUAUUGUUACCCAUUUAUUACACUAAGGGGUAACAAUAAAUGCUUUACGGGCGUGAAUGGCAGCUGGUAGUGUGUGGUGUUGUAAUUCUGCGACCGGUCACUAAACACUUAGCCGUUACCAAUUCGCUUUUUAAAAUUGCACCAAAAUUUUUUAAAGGCUAUGAAAAAGGGUGAAAAGCAUUCUUAGCAAACAUUUUCUUAUACAAAUGUCCACAUGUCAUACGUUAUUUUGAAGGAUAUAAGAAAACGCCAUUCAUUUCUCCCCAUAGGCCAUGUUUUUUUAAAUUCAUUUGGUAGUCUUGAAAAUACUAACAAACCUGAAGGGAAUGAUGAUAGACUGAAUCUGAAUGUUUGAUCUUCUUCACACUUUCAGACUGGCUGGCUUUAAGUGUGGCGUACCUGUGAAGUCCCGAGAGGCUAGGGCUGCCCAGUUCUACAAUUCAGUGAGGGAACUCAUGUUGACUUUCAUAUUUUGUCACAUAAGGAUGUGACAACAUGAAAGAAAAGAAGGAAGCAAUGCCAAAAAAACAAGAAAAAUAAUAAUUAAAGCAUUGCAGGAAGACAACCAAGGGAGGUUUUCCAAUGCAAGUGAUACAGAAUUCAUAUAACCUAAAUGUAUAUUUCAGACAUUGAUUUAUUUAUUUUUUAUUUAAAAUUUAAUACCGGUCAUAUCCACAACAAUGAGUGAGGUCUGACGUCCAGUCUCAUUAGCGCGUUUUAUACCCUCCAAGCUGUGCUCUUGCAGACUUCACGUAAUAGUGCUUUCGGACAUUUGGAUUCAGCCCUAGAGGGAAAGAGGCACCAUGAGCAGGUGGGAUGCUAGGGGGUUCUGGGAAAUUAAGUUCAGGGGCUGUGUUAGCUGGAUGGCGUUGUCCACAUGAAACAGCAAUAUACGUAUAUCAUUGGGACAAAGCCAUAACCUUUUGGACAAAGACUUUUUUUGAUUUUCCUCUGUACUCCUUUGUAAUCAUACAAUUCACAUGUGGUUAAAGUGCAGAUUCUCAGACUUUGUUAAAGUUUGUUUUAUACAGUUUUGUAGGAAUUCCAGUACUUUAUACAUGGUGCAUAAUAUUUGGGUGUGUUCAAUUGCUUCCAUAGACACACUCAAAGACAUGCAUGUUAGGUGCACUCCUGCAGUUUCCCUUGACCAAGGCACUGGCCUCAGAACUGGAGUUGGUCCCCGGGCGCUGCACUGUGACUGCCCACUGCUCCUAAGUAACUAGGAUGGGUCAAAAUGCAGAGGACAAAUUACCCCGCGGGGUUUAAUAAAGUAUAUCUUAUCUCUUUAGUAUAUGUAUUCAGUCAUAAACUAUUCUUCCUUAGUCUACCAGGCCCUUUGCAAUUACUGAUCUCACCAGUGCUCUUUUUCUUCUUAAUGAUGUUCCAAACAGUUGAUUUUGGUAAGCCUGGGGUUUGGCCUAUGUCUGACUAUUUUUGGCUGGACCGCAACA